CAGCCUCAAGAACAGAUACUUAACAGACGAAAAAUGGAGAAAAUAAAGCAAAGAUGGAUUAGAUCGCCAAUCUCUCUCUCUCUCUCUCUCUCUCUCUCUGCAGCGGCAUUUGAAUGUUCCGGGGCUUUCACAUUACAUGGAGGCUAUUAAUAAAAGACAGAGAAUCAGCUCAAAUUGUGGUCUGAAACUACAAUCUUGUACGAACACUCCUAGCAGAUUCUCAGCAAAGAUUGAGGAUGACGCUUUACAUGCCCCUCUUCAGAUUAUGCACCACCUUAAGAGCUGUUUCUCAACUCCAUGCUCAUCUCUUUGUCACUGGACUCCACAGAGACCCUUCUGCUUCAACCAAGCUCAUUGAGUCAUAUGCCCAAAUGGGCACUAUUGAAUCUGCCAAACUAGUUUUUGAUCACUUCCCAAAUCCAGAUUCUUUCAUGUGGGGUGUACUGAUCAAGUGCUAUGUGUGGAACGGCUUCUUUGGAGGAGCCAUUUCGCUGUAUAAAAAGAUGAUGUGCAGUCAGGCCCAUCUCACGAACUUCAUAUUUCCGUCUGUGUUAAGAGCUUGUUCUGGAUUUGGAGAUCAGGAUAUUGGUCGAGAGGUCCAUGCGAGGAUAAUUAAAUGUGGGUUUGAGUCGGAUUCUGUUGUUGAGACCUCAUUGCUUAGCAUGUAUGGCGAAGGAGGUAGCUUGGAUAAUGCUCGUCAAGUAUUUGAUGGAAUGUCUAUUAGAGAUGUUGUUUCAUGGAGUUCAAUUAUAUCGAGUUAUGUGCAGAAUGAACAAUCAAGUGAAGGGUUAAGAAUGUUUUCUGAGAUGAUCGUGAAAGGUCAGGAACCUGAUCCCAUAACUAUGUUUGCUGUGGCUGAGGCCUGUGCUGAAUUAGGUCUACUGGGACAAGCAAAAUCAGUUCACGCUUAUGUUGUCAGAAAAGAGAUUCAGAGUAAUGGGGCACUGGAUAAUUCUCUGAUUGCAAUGUAUGGAAAAUGUGGUGACUUGUACAGCUCAGACGUAAUGUUUGACAACAUUAUUCACAGGACUACUUCUUCAUGGACUGCGAUCAUCACUUGCUACUAUCAAAACGGGUGCUACGAGGAAGCAUUACAUGCUUUUGUUGAGAUGCAAGAAUCCAAUGUGCAACCCAAUGUAGUGACUAUGAUGGGAAUUCUAUCUUGUUGCGCUAGACUUUACUGGCUCAGAGAAGGGAAGUCGGUUCAUUGUUAUGUUAUUAGAAAAGCUAUAGACCCUGAGUGUGAUCUUUUGGGUCCAGGAUUGAUAGAUUUGUAUGCUAAUUCUGGGAAAGUAAAAUAUUGCCAGAAGCUCUUUGAUACAGCUGAAGAGAAGCAUAUCUUGUUGUGGAAUAUGAUAAUAUCAGGUUAUGCUCGGAAAGGACUGUCAAAGGAGGCCUUGAUGCUGUUUGUGCAAAUGCAGAGUCUAGGAAUAUUGCUGGACUCUUUCACUUUAGGAAGUGUUCUUUCAGCAUGUGGAGAUGUCUGUUUUUCCCAAUUUGGACUUCAGAUACAUGGUUGUAUCAUUAAAACCGGCAUCUCAAAUGAGUUUACGCAAACUUCACUGAUUGAUAUGUAUUCAAAUUGUGGGUUUAUGGAUUCGGCAUAUAGGAUAUUUGAUGAGGACCAAAAGAGAAGCACUGUAACAUGGAAUUCUAUGAUCUGUGGAUUUUCUCAAAAUGGGAAUUCUGUACAAGCAAUUACCCUCUUUGACCAAAUGCACUCAAAUUGCCUGGCAAUGGAUGAAGUGACCUUAUUGGUUGCAGUUCAAGCUUGUUCAAAUUUAGGACAUUUGGAAAAGGGAAAAUGGGUUCAUCAUAAGAUCAUUAACUACGGUAUAGAGAAGGAUACAUACAUUGAUACAGCCUUAACUGACAUGUAUGCCAAGUGUGGUGACCUUGAGAUGGCCCGGAGAGUUUUUGAUACCAUGUCAGACAGAAAUGUAGUGUCAUGGAGUGCCAUUAUAUCUGGUUAUGGGAUGCACGGAGAGGUUGAAACUGCUAUCUCACUUUUUAAGCAAAUGGUAGGAUCUGGAAUAAAACCAAAUGAAAUCACUUUCAUGAAUAUUCUAUUUGCUUGUAGUCAUGCAGGAUAUGUGAAAGAAGGGAAGUCAUAUUUUAGGUCCAUGAUGAAAGAAUUUGGUAUUAUUCCAACGUCUGAACACUAUUCUUGUAUGGUUGACCUUCUAAGCCGAGCUGGUGAUCUUGAUGAAGCAUAUAGAAUUAUUCGUACUAUGCCAUUUCCUGCAGAUGCCAGUAUUUGGGGUGCUCUGUUGAAUGGGUGUCGAAUUUAUAGGAGGACAGACAUGGUUAGAAGCAUUGUAGGAGAUCUUUUAGAUAUACAGACUGAUGAUACAGGAUAUUAUACUCUAUUAUCUAAUAUAUUUGCAGAAGGGGGUGACUGGGAUGAGUUUAAGAUGGUGAGAUCAACAAUGAGAAAUACAGGUCUGAGGAAGGUCCAUGGGUACAGUGCAAUUGAGGUUGACUAGAAAGUUAACAGAUUCAGCAAAGAUGAUGAGUCUCAUUCCAGAGCAAAUGGAAUUACUUCUUACUACCAAGGGUUGUAACCUCAUUGAAAAUGCACAAAGUAUGGACUCAGAGGUCACGAGCUCGACUUCCACCUUCUGCUCUCUUAUGUGAUUAUGCAUGCAAACUCACUUUUUGAUAGUGGUCUCAUACCUGGAAACCUGGAGAGACAUUUUCUUUUCAAUUAGCAUCUUGCUUAGGGUCAGGUGUACAUCUGUUGUUCACCCCGGUCUCUUGAAGGCCUAACAGGAAUAGGAGGAGUUUCCAAGGUCGUAUUCUGGCAAGGAGUGACAUAGGUUACACUCCCCUUACCCCUUACAUCUAGAGGGGGAAAAGAAAUAACUGCUCAUUUAAAAACUAAGAGAGUUUUCCUUUGAUAAUAUUCUCCUAAUAAAUUUUCAGUAGUUAUAUUGGCUACUUUCCCAAGGCACAGUGUUAGAAAUCAUAGUAUGGUGUUGGCUGUUGGGAAUUGUAUUUGGACAUAGCAAGAUCAAUCCUGAAUAAUAAACACACGUAUAAGUGCCUUCAAAGUGACCAUUGAUAAGAAUAGAUCCAUUGCAGGAUUGCAAAACUAGAAAGGCCUAGCUGCUUCUUUCACUUCAGUUGUUUGCGUGUGAUAGCAAACUUGUGCAAGGGUGGCAGUAGAUUUUUCCUUAAUUAGAUGAAGCAAGCCUGGGGAUAUGGGUGUUUGUGGUUUGAGAGGAACAGCUUCUAUGGCAGGCAGAGAGACACUUUUGGGGUGGCUGCAUUUGGCGACAAGUACUUGGAUGACUAACCCUGAGCCCUGGAAGUUAAUGCCUUAGAGAAUAACCACAACUUUUAUGCCCUUUCAGUAUUAAUGCUGCAGGGUUUGAGGCUCUUAUCAUAUUCUGAACACAAGUCACAGUGCCCUGAGGAAAAUUGGAGUGGCUGAGGAUGUGGAUUAGGCCUUCUUUUGGAUAGGAGGUUCCUUCAGUGGCUCCUUCAAAUCCUAGAAGAUGUAUGCUCCAAAUCUUAACCAAUCUUGUCUCAGGCUGUCAGGCCUUUGGUAAACAAUAGAAAGAAAAGGAGGUCAAAUAGAAUGGGCAUUGGAAUGAAAUAUUUCAUUUCAUGAAAGGGGUUGUUUUUGAACAGACUAUUGGUUGUAGCUCAGUUUGUUUGACAAAAAAGGAGAAUAAACCUUCCAAGCAUAGCUGAAAGUCAAUAACUGGAAUGACUCAUCUCAUUCAAGGCUGGGGUUGAAGUUGCCUGACUCUCCAAAUCCAUCCUGCACAGACAUCUUUUUGGGCUAACCUGGUCCAAUUCUUUUGGUGUAUUGCAUGCACCUGGAGUUUACUUAUAUAAUGGAUGCAGGUCUUCAUUACAAAACAGCCAAUAAACAGAAACUAUAGAGGAGAAGAAAAUUCUCCCGGGUCAGUUUUUGUACAGUCCACAUUGCUUGUAUAUUUACUUAUAUGUUAAGACAACCGGCCCCGGGGG
This is a messenger RNA of Diospyros lotus (date-plum), 3981 nucleotides long. RefSeq names its product putative pentatricopeptide repeat-containing protein At1g69350, mitochondrial. Gene Ontology annotation, biological process: RNA modification. The transcript has a single exon. Bases 237 to 2486 code for a protein of 749 amino acids. Lineage: Eukaryota; Viridiplantae; Streptophyta; Magnoliopsida; Ericales; Ebenaceae. The record is from RefSeq and is a predicted model, not a curated record. Gene Ontology annotation, molecular function: protein binding; RNA binding.